Pocillopora meandrina is the source of this 1413-nucleotide messenger RNA. The record is from the annotation of a GenBank genome assembly. Lineage: Eukaryota; Metazoa; Cnidaria; Anthozoa; Scleractinia; Pocilloporidae.
UUUGUGCCAAAGAGGAUUAGACGUAGGGGAUCAAAGAAGACAUCUGAUUUAAGAACUACGGUCACCACCGCGACUGGUCAAGAUGAUUUAGAAAAUCCUAUUCAUCAGGCGUUGCAACCUAGACCAAUUGUGGAUGCUUUGCUGGUAAGUCUUAAUUUUGCAUCUAUUAAAAAUAUUUUCAAUUCUGUUUUUUUACAGUCAUUUUAAGCUUAAGUUCUUCUAGCAUGUACUCUAUAAAUUAUAUUUGGGUGUACCACAUGUCCGGAAAAGAUCGGGAAAGAAAUCAUGGAAGUUUAUGGGAAGUUGGCAUAUUGGCAUGUUAAAAAAAAAUUAAGGAAAACUGAUAUCUGAUGCCUUUUCACCUAAACAAGACUUAAACCUAUUAAUACAUCACUGUAUACAUGCAAUAUAAAAUAUCCUAAUUGCAGACCCUUGGUAUUCAUAAUUAUUUUUGAUUUUGUUUAAUAUUUUAUAUCUAAUGUUAAAUAUUUAUUUGUAGUUUGGGUUUUCUGUCCCGUAGUUUCUAGUGCAUCUUGUACAUGUAUGAGGAGGUUAGACGUUUUGCGAGUUGGCACAAAUUGUUUUUGGUUUGUAACCCUGGGGCGCAUAAAAAAUGUGUUUUUUUCAAAGUAGCUAUGUAGGUUACUCAUAACUAGAUGUAAUGUGGUACUUGUGCUUAUGCCAAACAAAAUCAAUCUUUUACCUUACAAAUUUUUUAUCCUCUACCAUCAGGAAGUCAAAUAUGUGAUUGUUGAAAGAGAACCCAGGGAUAACAUUUGGAUCUAUCAUUGCAAAUGUGUUGAAGGCACAAGGUGAACAGAUUAUUUGCAGUCACUGUCAUCAACAGUCACAGGAGAUAGUUACGUACACGCAUAUAAACUGAUAAUAAUUUAUAAAAAUCUCCAUUAAAAUUAUUCAUCCAAAUCACAGUUUUAAUGUAGACAAUAACUGUAUCUCAUAUGCACAUUCAUUUAAAUGCCAUUCAUUUCUGUUUAUACAUUAGGAGACAACUGCUGUUCCCAUCCUCUUUCUUACAGCUUCUCUUUUUUAUUGUUGCCAAUUCUUUCUCCAGUCUCCUUUAAGCACCUUCAUGAGCUAGUCAAAUGUUUUUUCUAUUGAGUUCUAACAACCUGAGUUGUGAAAUGAAAGGUCCCAACUACUAGUAGCAGGAUUAUAAGCUGUCUUCAUGUAGUUAUUUUGUUUUUAAUCUGACCCCUGUGUCUUUGACUGUGUCCCCAUGCCCCUGAGCCAUAAUUUUCUUCUUUGCAUUUCAGUAUUAAAUUGAGUAAUGAACUAUAUCUAGAAAUAAGUAUUGUUUAUUAAAUGUUUCUCACAGCUUCAACUGCAGCAAGUUCUGUUUAUGGGAAUUGCAUCCAUAUUGAAGCGACUGAAAAGGUGAUGGAAAGCUUUGAC